Molecule: messenger RNA, 1975 nt
Organism: Tetranychus urticae (two-spotted spider mite)
Lineage: Eukaryota; Metazoa; Arthropoda; Arachnida; Trombidiformes; Tetranychidae
Source: RefSeq, a predicted model, not a curated record
AUUUGGAUGAGAGAAAUAGAGUUGUAUUGCUUUCCAUAAUAUGACAAUGAAAUGACAAUUAACUGUGCAACUAGCUUGUUAGAUUGUGCCAUUUGAUUGUUGAUUUUUGUAUUUAGUUAAUAAAUAUUAAAUUGAAACCCUCCAACCUGCGUUUACCAUUUACAUUAGAUUUUUGUAAACAUUAUUUUUGUUUUUUUGGUGAAAAGAAAAGUGUUUUAAGUUUUGGGUUUGCCAACAGUUGAUAUUAUUAAUCAUGGUUCUUUUUGUUGUCUCUUUGUCUAAAGUUGCUUCACCAGCAAUAAUUAAUGGUGAAGGCCAAUUCUUUGCUCGUCAUCUGUCCAGUAUGCCAUCAACUCAUUAUUUUUGGAGAAAUCCAACUGAAAAGAAAGAGUUUAAAGCUCGCAGACAGCUGUUGAAUACUUUACGCUGGCAUGGGACAUCAGGCGCAUCUAAAGUGAUUUCUCCUACCGCAAUUAAAAAUAUCACUAUCCAAACUUGUGGUCCAUUGUAUGAGGAAUGGAGAGAAACAAGGAAAGCUUAUGCUGGUGCGCCUAAAGAAGGUUUAUCUUUUAAUGUUGAGUAUGUGGAUACCAAAGAGUAUGUCGCAAAUGAUAAAGCCCCAGUAAUUCUAACCCUUCAUGGAUCUCCUGGUUCACAUCAAGACUUUCAUCCAUUGAUUAAUCAUCUAGCGCCUAAAGGAGUUCGUAUCAUCGCCCCGAAUUGGCCAGUAUAUUCUGCCAUUGAUCGAACAAAAUAUUUCCGCCAUUCGUCUCAUGAAAAAAGAGAAUAUCUAAAAGAUUUCCUAAAAGCAAUUGACAUUGACAGGUUGGAUAUGCUAGUAACUCAUAGUAGUGCCGUGUUUCCUGCCCUUGAUAUGUGCAUUAAUGAACGAUUCCCUGUUAAUUCUUAUACACUAAUCAAUCCAGCUGGACAUAGAAAAAUAAUUGGCAUGAAGCCUGCUUGGUUUAUCGAUAAUCUCAUUCGAUUCACUCUUAAUCCUACUGGCCGGGCUAUUUUCCGUAAACUUGGUAAAUAUGUUUUCGCAUUGAAAGGAGUUCCAGUUCGUACUGACUCUUUGGAUGAUGUUAUACACGCUGGUACUGUAAUGUUUCUCUCAGAAUCAGAAAGAUUGUCUGGAUUCUUGGAGACCUUAAGGCAACAAAAACCAAAUCUUUUGUACAUAUACAGUGAGAACGAUAAAUUGGUGGAGAAACAAAUUUUCUAUGAAAUGGCUCAAAUACUUGAUGCCAAGGAAUCUCAAUAUUCAAAAUAUGAUGCCGAAGGAAAUUGUAUCGUCCGAGGUUCUCAGGAUGAUUGGAUGAAGAUUAUCCAGUUCGCAAAAGGUGGACACUAUGCAUUCCUUAAAUUUUCAAACAUUGUUAAUCCAGCAGUUGAAGAACUCUUGGACCAAGUAACUCGACAUAAGAAGCAAGUUGAUCUUGAAGUUAACUCAAUUGGACACCAAUCCAAACAAGCAUUGGAAUUUAAUAAUCACAGCUCCGAAAAGCAAGAAGAACAAGAGAAGCUCGUUCGCAAAAUGCGAUUUUAAAGAACUCAAAUAUCACUAGCGUUUCGACAGCUACUAUUAAUUGUUAUUGGACUUAUUUUUGCCACAACAAAAGCUUUCAACUGCAAAUCGUUUUAAAUUGGUGAUUGUAAUAUUAGCUGUUUUUGUCCUACUCGAGACUAUGUAUGUCAAUUUGACAGACUGUCAUUGAUUGUUUCAAAGCUGUUUCUUUCUUUGUAUCCAUUUAUCUACCUGUCCAUGACCAAUUUUUGUCGAUUUACUGAUUGUUAAAAUUAUUGUUCAAUAUAAUCUACUGAUUAAUGUUAUAAAUUGCCUAGUUUCUUCAACAUAAACUUUUAUAAAAUAGAAAGACAAAGACGGAACUCAAUCAACUUUGACAACAUAUUUGGUUGAAAAAAAUGAAUGAAACUUUAAUUUUAAUAAAUGAUCAUUAUAAUUUAUUGGUAA